ACUCACUCAGGAGGACUACAGGGGGCAGUCACACUGUGGUCUUGAUGGUUGUGGACACGUAACCUUCUGUCACAAAGCGUUGGACACGUCAUAGGAAUAAUCUGUCUAUACCAGUAGCAUUAGUACACUAAGCCAAUAUUGUCUUUAUAGGGAUUUGUGGGCUACGGUGUGGCACGUCAUAACAGAACAUGGAGUGGAAAAUGCAGAGACAGAGACAAUAAAACAGAGCACCAGACGAUGGACAUAUUUUAAAAUAACAAAAACAACGUGUUAUGCAUUGUGCAGUCAGUCUCGUGGAAAAUGCAUUAGCAGCAGCAGGAUAAUGCACCAGGCCAGCUGCAUUGUGUUUAAUUAAGAUUGUUUAGUUGAUAUAUCAACCUUACAUAUAAAAGCCUGUUGACUCACAGGCUAGAUUCAUGAACCCAGAACCCAAAAGAGGAAAAACCAGUUCUCUUUAAAAGACAGUGAGAAUGGAUGAAGCAGAGGAGGGUCACAGAGUAGCUCAAAGGGUGCCGUGAAUGGGGGUAACAGGUGAGGUGGCAGUGGUUUGGGAGGAGGGAGCAAAGUAAGGGGAUGGCGAGGCUGUGGCCAAGGGAAGUGGGGAAUAAGUGAGGAACUUGAACGUGAACCAGAGCUGAUGACAUGGCUGGGAGUGACAACUGAGGGGCCACUGCAAAACACACAGUAAGAUUAAAAACUUUCAAGAUUUCCAUAAGGCACUGAGGAAGAGAUUAAGACCUUUUGCAUCACUGUGAAGGAUACUUGUGAUGGUGGACACAGCACAGACUUAGAUCUAAUUUAUAGCUUGUUAGUAUUUGGUUAAUGUUAUUUAAAAAUUAAAUACAUAUUAUGUCACUGCAACAGUAGGAAGUUAUCAUGAAUGAAUGUUGUCUUUUGCCAGUCUGUAGACCGGCAUUUUAUUUUAGUUUUAGCUCUUUUACCCCCUUUUGUUGUGAUCCUUUCUCAUUAAAAGCAAGCUAUGAUGCUGAUAUGAAUCAGUUCAGUGCUUUCAUGUGGAAACCCCAGAAUUUUUUUCUGCCUCAAGGUUGAUUAAUGUAGACAUUCAACCUAGUUUUGUCUUGUAGUAAAUAGUACACUGCAUGUACUUUUAUACUCUCUUAGUCCUCCCUUCCUUCUGUCACCGAAUUGUAUGCUUUUAAGAGAGACUGGAAACCAGACCAAAUUACACUGCAACUAUUGGAAGUUAAUUUGGGUGAAGUAGGACUCGUAUCCAGGCUUUGCCUCCAUCACCUGUCACAGCCAGCUACCAUGUGACCCUCUAGAGCACUUAACCGUUACUGUGUUUCCAAGACCACCAGCUAAAUUAAGGUGAAGGCUGAAGCAGGGCUGAGUAACAAUCACAGCUACAACAAAUAGUGCAUAGUAGGUUUUUACAAAUCAUUUUCACUUUGUUACCUCCUACUGGGCUUUUUGAGAGAAUAUUUUUCAACAUUUUUAAUGUUAUCUCUUUGUUUGUUGGCGUAGCAUGUUCUUUUAAUGAAGGGCUGGUGGGAACAGCUGAUGCAUCUGUCAAAUGACUUGAACGAGAUGGGCGUAGUACUGUCCAGAGUGAAUAACAGUUGUAGAGUGGCCUCCCGAGAGCCUGUCAACACAUCCCAAACAGUGAGCAGCAUCUGUGACAGAGAGGUCAAUAGUACAAACAGUGACCAUUCCUCUAUCAUACCUAUUGGGAACAAAGUGUGUGAGCCAGAGGAGGUGCUAGUUCCCGCUCUUCCAGAAAUAACUUGCGUAGAGCGAGGCUACAUCACCCCACAGCAGGUGUAUAACCUGCUGAACGCGGAGGAAGGCCAGCCCGCCUUGUUCGAUCCGUACUAUAUUCUCAUCCUGGACUGUCGCAGCGCAGAGAGGUACAAGGAGAGCCACGUGGUGACAGCACGGGCUGCUGUGACGGUGAUCCACCCUGAGCUGGGCUGUCUAAUCAGCUCUAUAGAGCUGCAGAAGUAUUCAAUAAUACUGCUGUAUGCAGAGGAGGGAUGCAGCCCAGUGGGGAGUGUAAAGGCCAGAGCAGACUCCCCAGACCUCCAACGCUGCUUCUUCCAGCUCAGUGCGUUGGGAAUGGAUCCAGUCAUCCUUCUGGGGGGGUUCUCAGCCUUCAAUGCCCUCUACCCUUUCCUCUGCACACCACGUAUGGUCCUGCUAGAACCUGAGCGGCACACCCUCACCAUCUACCCUUCAGAAAUCCUGGAAGGAGCUCUCUACCAGGGCUCUGUCUCCCAGGCCUCUGACUACCGCAUCAUCAAGAAUUUACACAUCACACAUGUGGUCAAUGCCACUGCCAACUGCCCUGACGCUUUCCCCAACAUGCUAUGCUACCUGAGGCUACGUCUGAGCGAUGACGCCCAGCAGGACCUGGUGGAGGCGCUGCCGUUGGCAUCCAGAUUCAUCAACACGGCGUUGAAGGCUGAGCCCGCUGGUCGUGUAUUGGUCCACUGUAGUCUGGGCAGGAGUCGCAGCUCAGCACUAACGCUGGCCUUCCUCAUGGAGCAUCGACACUGGUCGCUGCUUCACGCCCUGCGCUGGCUGAAGGAGAGGAGGGCAUGCACAGCACCCAACAUAAACUUCCUGCGUCAGCUGCUGACCUAUGAGGAGCAGCUGUUUGGGACCAGACUCACCUCCCUGGACGACAUCCGCCGAUGACUGGAGUAAAGAGUGGGAAUGAAAAGGAUACACUGGAGGGUUUUUUUUUCUACAGUUCACAAUGAGUAAAGUGUCAAAUAAGUUGAGACUGAAUCCAGGUGGAUUUUGUAAUGGAAGAAAGACUCUCAAAGACUGGAUAGGAGUAUUCCCCCCCGCACGUUUGACAUUAAUCUUCAACCCUCCCACACAGUGUUUCUUGUGCUAUGCCUCAAUAACACCUCUGUGUGACUCAGUAUGAUAUAUUCCCUGUUAGGAUAUUUUGCUUGGUGAUAGCUGGUAGAAGAUACAGAUUAAUAAAGUGCAUUCAUACCGUUUUGCAU
This is a messenger RNA of Scatophagus argus, 2978 nucleotides long. Its product is annotated as serine/threonine/tyrosine-interacting-like protein 1. The transcript is spliced from 5 exons. The record is from RefSeq and is a predicted model, not a curated record. Gene Ontology annotation, molecular function: protein tyrosine/serine/threonine phosphatase activity. Gene Ontology annotation, biological process: protein dephosphorylation. Bases 1498 to 2658 code for a protein of 386 amino acids. Lineage: Eukaryota; Metazoa; Chordata; Actinopteri; Scatophagidae. Gene Ontology annotation, cellular component: cytoplasm.